CAUAGGGAUAUGGUCAAGAAGAGAGCUUGUAGACUAUGAGGCGAGUUAUAUAUUUUAUGUAAGGUGGAGGACAAGGUGAAAUGCACUCUUUCUCGCAAUUUUUUUCUCUGUGCACACCCUAACACUCUAUAACCAACAUCACUGUUGCAAAUUACCUUCCUCGCCAGCAUUCCACUGCAUGCUACGCUAACUACAAUGAUCAAGGCACAGAGAAACGAAUGUGCAUUCUACAACUGUAUCCAGGGACUGCUGGACAAGAAAGCGGCGAUCCAGACACAGGAGCUCAGGGACAAGGACAAGCCUGCGUCAUUGACUAAGUCAGAAAAAAACUACUUGCUUCGGCUGCACUCAACUGUGCCAGUUCAGGUGAAAAACAUCCUUUUAAAUGUGUUUGUCCAAUUUGAAAGGCGCGAGGAUAGAAGCAUGGAUUUCAUCUGUGUCUGCAGAAAGCCAUUCCUGACAAGAGAUAGCCUGAGCAAGCAUUACAACGCUCAAGUUCUCCCUGCUAAUUUGGAGGCCGUCAAUGCCUCAGGAAGAGUGAUUGGUGCAACUAUCCAAGAGUUCAUGCGGGGCUUGGGCAUUGCAAAUACUCAACAGCAACAUACACAGCGCAUGCAAAUCAUGGCGUUUCAAGAGGAACAGCGCACACUGACCACAGCCAUGGAGCAACGGAUCCUGAGCUCUAUUGCCCAGAUUGCAGCAGGUCAAGGGCAGGGGCAAGUUGUGCAAGCUGCGCAAGCUGCUUCUGCUUCUGCUUCUGACACCGGACCUUCCAGUCCGGUUUCUACAAGUAGAAAGAGAACGCGCUCUGACGCCCCUCACUUCGGAACAUUCAGGCCCCCUAGUUUUAUGUCUCCAACUGAAAAUAAGUAAAAUAAAAAUGGCGAUUUGGUGGAGCGAGUGUAGAUCGGUAUAGAAAUUGUGCAGAUGUAGAGACGGGAAAGCGCUUGGUCUCGCCUUGCCUGUCAUUUUCCACGAUAGUGAAAGCUAGGUAACUUCCUACGCGCCGGGAUGCUUGCAAACGAUUGGAGUAUCUGAGGUGUCGAAGGAUCUAGGAUGAAAAGGGCAUUUUAUUG
Molecule: messenger RNA, 1076 nt
Organism: Gamsiella multidivaricata
Lineage: Eukaryota; Fungi; Mortierellomycota; Mortierellomycetes; Mortierellales; Mortierellaceae
Exons: 4
Coding region: 196-873 (225 amino acids)
Source: RefSeq, a predicted model, not a curated record